AUGGUAGACCCUAGUCCAAGCCGUCUCCACUCGCAGGCCCCUCAGAACAAAAUAGUACCGCAGCGAGGGUGUGAAAAUCUUAGGAGUCCCGACAUCACGCAAACGACGCAAUGCUCCACCCCCAAAGCCGACGGCGAGCCCGAAUGGGUAAUGAAAAGAGAGCCUAACACGAGACCAGUAACGCUUGACCAGCUUGUGAGCGAGAUCCGUGGGAUAUAUGCCGCCCUGGUGAAGGUAGAAGAUGAGUGUAUCGAGAGCGUGAGCAAGUUUAGCGAGAAACAAGGGUCUAUAAGCGACGAAGAGUGGAACGAGCUCCUGAUACUACACCAAACUGCUCUCUACGAGUUUUGCGACUUCUUCUUCGCUACCCGCCACCCAGUAGCAGCCAAGUCGGAAAAGUUAAAGAACGUUAUCACAAAAUACAGCAUGCCCGCGCGACUAUGGAGACACGCAAUCUAUAGGUUAUUAGAUCUUAUGCGAAAGCAUCUAUCAGAAUCUCAGGCGUAUAUCCAUCGGUUCAUCGGACUGGCUUUCAACAUGAUCACAGUCCUCUAUGAAAAUACCCAGGAUCUAAGCGACGUGUGGGCCGAGUGUCUAGGUGAUCUAGCGCGGUUUAGGAUGGCCAUAGAAUCAGACUUGACUGAAGACAGGGCGCUCUAUCUCGGGAUUGCUAAGUACUGGUACCGCAGGAGUAUCGACCUUGACCCAGGCGUCGGCCAGCGAUAUCAUCAUAUCUCUAUUCUCUCAAGACCAGCCCUAUUAGAGCAGCUAUUUAACUAUACCAAAAGUCUCUGUACCACGAAGCCAUUUGCGACAUCCAAGGAGACUAUCCUCUCUCUAUUCACUCAGGUAGACGAGAGGAGGACUGAAGGUUGCCCUCCGGUGGAGAUCACGCUAGUGAAGGUGCACAGGGCUAUCAUGCUCAAUUCCGAUGACAAGGUCUUUCACAAUGGCCUCGACCAACUGGUUUCGGAGCUUGGAGAAUUCCUUCUUGGCAAGGAUACUGUUGGUCCAACCGAAAAUGAGAAUUCCUUGAAACAGUUCCUGUAA
Molecule: messenger RNA, 1050 nt
Organism: Parascedosporium putredinis
Lineage: Eukaryota; Fungi; Ascomycota; Sordariomycetes; Microascales; Microascaceae
Source: the annotation of a GenBank genome assembly